AUGUCUCACGACCUGACCUCAAUGAUCGACGAGAUCAACCUUGCAUCCACCAACCUCUCCAAGUCGUCCAAGACCGCCGAGUCAGACCCUCUUUCUCAGAUCGUCCGCGUACUCAACGCACAUCUCGGUCAACUGCAGCAGAUUGAUGUUGGUGCCGAACAACUCAGACAAAAGGUGGAAAGUGCACAGAAGGAGGUCCGUGGCUUUGGUGGCAGAGGAGUCUCCGAUGAGGGUGUAGAAGGUUUCAUGAGAAGCUUGAGGAGAUGA
Molecule: messenger RNA, 267 nt
Organism: Aureobasidium uvarum
Lineage: Eukaryota; Fungi; Ascomycota; Dothideomycetes; Dothideales; Saccotheciaceae
Source: the annotation of a GenBank genome assembly